AUGACCGAUGCGUUAGGCCGUUUAUACACAGUUCAUCCAAACAAUUUGGAAUGCUUUUACUUGCGCUUACUGUUAAUCAAUGUACGUGGGCCGACAUCCUUCGAAGAAUUGAGAACGGUGGACGGGCGGGUUUGUGCCACGUAUCAUGCAGCUUGCCAAGAGUUACAUCUUCUUGAAAACGAUGCCCAUUGGGAUAUUUCACUCGCUGAUGCAUCGAAUAUUGCUCGACCACGGCAAAUACGCUCUCUAUUUGCGAUAAUCUUAACAACGUGCUUCCCAUCAAAUCCAAAAGACCUUUGGGAAAAAUACAGAGACUACAUGAGCGAAGACAUUUUACAUCGAUUGCGUACUACGAAUCAAGUUCCGGACAUUCGUUUUUCCCCCAUUGUGUAUAAUGAGGCAUUAAUUGAGAUUGAGGACAUGUGUUUGGAAAUCGUUAACAAAGCUCUGGUUCAACUUGGACUGCCUUCGCCGAAUCGAUCCAUCAACGGCCGUUUUAAUCGAGAUUUGCAACGUGAGCCACAGUUUGACGACGCCGAAAUGGGUAGAUUUGUUCAAAAGAAUCUCCCAAAGUUGGUUACUGAACAACGUAAUGCGUACGACAGAAUUAUGCAGGCAAUCAAAAGUAAAAGCGGAGGAUUGUAUUUCCUGGAUGCGCCCGGGGGCACGGGCAAGACUUUCCUAAUCUCAAUAAUUUUGGCAGCGAUACGCUCCCAAAACGAUACUGCACUGGCUAUGGCAUCUUCAGGAAUUGCAGCAACUCUUCUGGAGGGUGGGCGAACCGCGCAUUCAACACUGAAAUUACCGUUGAACGUACAAUUCACGGAGAGACCAACGUGCAAUAUCACUAAAAAUUCAGGAAUCGGGAAAAUCCUCCGAUCAUGUACGAUCAUUGUGUGGGACGAAUGUACAAUGGCGCACAAAAAAUCAUUAGAAGCCCUUGAUCGCACCCUAAGAGAUUUAAGAGGAAAUUCUGGCCUAUUAUUCGGUGGUGCACUCAUUUUGCUGUCCGGUGAUUUUCGGCAAACUCUACCGGUAAUACCACGUUCAACCCCAGCAGAUGAACUCAAUGCAUGUCUCAAAUCUUCAGGUUUGUGGCUGCACGUGCAUAAAUUGAGCUUGAAGACUAAUAUGCGGGUACAACUACGGAAUGAGGCAUCGGCAGAUUUGUUCGCAAAACAAUUGUUAGAUAUGGGUAAUGGCUUAAUGACCGUCGAUCAAUCAACACAAUGCAUCACAUUGCCGGCCGAUUUCUGUAAGAUCACGGCUACCGCAGAUGAGUUAAUUGCAAAGGUCUUCCCGAAUCUGCCACAAAAUUACAAAAAUCUUCAGUGGCUCGGUGCCCGGGCCAUAUUGGCAGCCAAAAACAUCGAUGUGAAUGCUAUCAAUUUCAGAAUUCAAAACAAGGUACCAGGCGAAUUGAAAACUUACAAGUUCAUAGACACUGUAACGAGUCAAGACGAGGAAGUCAAUUAUCCACCUGAAUUCUUAAAUUCGCUUGAUUUGCCAGGCAUGCCACCGCACGUUCUAUCGUUGAAAAUUGGCGUUCCCGUCAUUCUUCUACGAAACAUCAAUCCUCCACGACUCUGUAAUGGUACCAGGCUUUCGGUAACGAAAUUGAUGAACAACAUUAUCGAGGCUACAAUUUUAAACGGAAAGUUUAUGGGCGAAUAUGUAAUGUUGCCCCGAAUCCCAAUGAUUCCUACGGAUUUGCCCUUCACGUUCAAACGUUUGCAGUUUCCGGUGCGAAUCGCUUUUGCCAUGACCAUCAACAAGGCACAGGGCCAAUCACUACAAGUGUGUGGCCUAAAUUUGGAAAAUCCAUGCUUCUCCCAUGGACAGCUGUAUGUUGCCUGCUCCCGCGUCGGGAGACCGGAAGAUUUGUAUGUGUACGCCCCAGAUGGUAAAACGAGAAAUAUUGUAUAUCAGAAUGCCCUUCUGUAG
Macrosiphum euphorbiae (potato aphid) is the source of this 1944-nucleotide messenger RNA. The record is from the annotation of a GenBank genome assembly. NCBI's taxonomy places the organism in Eukaryota, Metazoa, Arthropoda, Insecta, Hemiptera, Aphididae.